UCACUCCCUCUUUUCCUUCUUGUCUCCUUUUUUCCCUUAAUUCAUCUUCCUCAUAGUUGUCUUCUUCUCUACUUUGUUCCAGUUUGUAGGUGUUAGUCUGAUGCAUGUGUACUGGGUGCAUUUCAGGAGCAUGUCAACUCAUCGUGGUAACACAGGGCAGGGGCAGCCUGCUCAAGUUUGAGCCUGUCCCAGAAUGCACCAACUGUUCCGUCUAGUGCUGGGACAGAGAGACCUGUCCCGUGCAGGAGACCUCUUCUCUCUGGAUGACAGCGAGAUUGAAGACUGUCUGUCCCAAGCCCUGGAGGAAAUCAAAGUCAUAUCCUGUUCACCAGACUACUUGACCAAUGACAAUGACCAAGCGGUGGUGGAGAUCUGCAUCACACGCAUCACUACAGCCAUUAGGGAAACAGGUUCGAUUGAGAGGCACGGAGCAGCUCUUGUGUCACUAUGGGAGUCUUGUCUCGAGCAUAACCUCCAGCCGCAGGGCAAAGACGAAGACACACCCCAUGCCAAGAUCGCCUCUGACAUCACCAGCUGCAUCUUGCAGAAUUACAACAGGCCUCCAGUGAUGGCAUUAGCGGUCCCUGUGGCAGUGCGGUUCUUGCAGCAGGGGAACCAAGAGCUGAGCAGAAACAUGUCCAGCUACUUGUCACUGGCUGCCAUUGCUAAAGCUGAACUCCUGGCCCAACACACAGAGGCCAUCACCUGCAGCGUGCUGGGAGGUAAUGCCAUGCUGUUGAGAGUGCUGCCAUCUGUGUAUCCACGACAACCAGAGCCCAUCCAUCAACACAUCCGUGAACUGACGGUGAUGAUGUCCCAGUUGGACCAGGCCGGCAGACAGCACCUGCUCAGACUACUGCAGACGAUCUCUGAGCAUCACCCCCUGGUAUUGUCGUCUUUGGUGCCAUCGUUGAUUGUUUACAUCAGUGAUAGUGAUCUCAGUGACACUGCCUUGAGUGUGUUGGUGAGCGUGGCUCAGGCAAGCCCCGCCUCUCUCGUUCCUUUCCUGUCCACCCUAAGAAAUGUGGGUCAGAAGAACCCUUGGUUGUUGGGACACAUCGCUAAGAUCCAUGGGGCAGUGGGUCUGACUAGUGAGGUCCAGGCUCACGGGGCGCUGCAGUAUCUGGUGUCUCUGUUAGCAAGUAUGGAGCACAGUGCCCAUCACACACUACUGCUGGAAAUCCGCUGCCUGACCGAUCGCUACACCUCCAUCCUGGGCGGCGGAGUAAAAGACAUCUACCGCAUGAGCAACAGUUUCACCGCCAUUGCGCGACUUUUGGGACGCAAGCUGGAGGCUGAGAGUACAUUUAGCAGAGAGGAGGAGAAGGUGCAGGAUUUGUCCAGGCCAUGUGAAGCCGAGUCUAGUUCGGACAUGUUUGCUGAGAACCUGCGUCUGCAGGUGAAGAUUCAGGCUUUCGAGCAGAAGAUGGGCAAUGAGGUGGAGGAGUUUGAGGAAAAAAUUAACAAAAAUGUUACUGAGCAACUGACGAGGAACAAGUCAAAGAGUCUGGCUCUUCACGCUGUACGCACACGAUCCAUUAACUCUGACAGCAGUCCAGAGGGAGAAGGGCUGGAUCUGAGCACAGAACUCGGUGUCUGUGAGGCCAGUCCCAGCCCAGAGACCCGUCCUGCCCUCACGACCCUGCAGGAGAACCACAAACUCACAGAGACUCAGCCUGACACAUCUCCAAACAGUGAGGGCCAAAAGGUGGUGGUUGGAGACCCCCGGGAGGGGGAUAGGCUCUGGAUCCACCUAAGAGACAACAUGGAAGAAAUCAAAACCUUCUGUGCGGAAAUGAUCAAACAAAUCCCCAUACCUGAGCACUGUGUCAUUGAAGACUCACAUCGUGGCUGUGUAGCUAAGCUGUCAUUCUCCUGUCCACUGAAAGGACACUACUGCCUCUACGGGAAGUCCUGUUUCUCGCUGUGUAGCCACCAGCCACACCUCUGGAUCCAAAUCAUGCUACUGGCACUGCAGAGUAAAGUGAGCGAGGCGUUGUGCUGUCAGGAUGAGUGUGUUAAGCAGCUGAGGAAACUUUGGGAGAAAACACAGCUGACGGGAGCUCACAGCUUUGAACUGGCCAUGACCCAGGCAACUGUUCCUCACAAGAAGGAUGUGGACAGUUUGCAGAUGUAUCUGGAGGAGGUUCGUUUCUUUGACCUGUUCAGCUACAGUGAAGAGGAGGGUGGCUGGCUCUGUUUCAUGUGCAGUAACCCUGAGAAAGCCACAGUUGUUAACCAGGAUGGCCAGCCACUCAUUGAGGGGAAGCUGAAGGAGAAACAAGUGCGCUGGAAGUUCAUCAAAAGGUGGAAAACGCGUUAUUUCACCCUCGCCGGCAACCAGCUUCUCUUCCGAAGAGGAAAAUCAAAGGACGAACUGGACAACAGCACAAUUGAACUUAGCAAAGUGCAAAGUGUUAAGGUGGUUGCAAAGAAGAGGCGUGACCGCGGGCUGCCCAGAGCUUUCGAGAUCUUCACCGACAGCAAAACCUACGUGCUGAAAGCUCAAGACGAGAAGCAUGCGGAAGAGUGGCUGCAGUGCAUCAAUGUGGCUGUGGCGCAGGCCAGAGAACGUGAGAACCGUGAGGCCACCACAUACCUGUGAUGCUUGUUCUGCUGAUCAAGCCAGAUGGGUACGUCUUAUUGCCACGUUAUCUCAUUAUGACAGUUUAUCAACAUCAAAGACAAAGGCCCUGUCUCAGAUGCCACCUUCAGCCUUUGCAGUCAUCCUCCACCUAAAUUCUUGCGAUGGUAAGCCAGAAAGA
Messenger RNA from Sinocyclocheilus anshuiensis, 2765 nucleotides. Its product is annotated as ventricular zone expressed PH domain-containing 1. Lineage: Eukaryota; Metazoa; Chordata; Actinopteri; Cypriniformes; Cyprinidae. The record is from RefSeq and is a predicted model, not a curated record. Bases 194 to 2605 code for a protein of 803 amino acids. Gene Ontology annotation, biological process: regulation of signal transduction. Gene Ontology annotation, cellular component: plasma membrane. The transcript has 13 exons. Gene Ontology annotation, molecular function: phosphatidylinositol-5-phosphate binding.